Messenger RNA from Phragmites australis (common reed), 3054 nucleotides. RefSeq names its product heat shock 70 kDa protein 15-like. The record is from RefSeq and is a predicted model, not a curated record. Bases 222 to 2768 code for a protein of 848 amino acids. Gene Ontology annotation, biological process: protein folding. NCBI's taxonomy places the organism in Eukaryota, Viridiplantae, Streptophyta, Magnoliopsida, Poales, Poaceae. Gene Ontology annotation, molecular function: ATP binding; ATP-dependent protein folding chaperone. The transcript has 10 exons. Gene Ontology annotation, cellular component: nucleus; cytosol.
CCACACCACACCACGGCGCACCGCCCCCGCUCGAUAUAUCACCGCCUCGCCGGCGCUUCCUCCCGUCUCCCGAAACUGCUGCGACGACGACGCGAGAAGCUGCGGCGCGGUUGAUACGAGCGAGCUUCCAGAAGCUUCCACGGUUAAGGCCUCCCCGCCGCAGGGGUUGAUUGUGAUCUAGAUCUAACUUGUAGUGGUCCGGAGCUGAGGGCGAAUCGAAGAUGAGCGUGGUGGGGUUCGAUCUGGGCAAUGAGAGCUGCAUUGUGGCCGUGGCGCGUCAGCGCGGCAUCGACGUUGUCCUCAAUGAGGAGUCCAAGCGGGAGACUCCCGCCAUAGUCUGCUUCGGCGACAAGCAGCGGUUCAUCGGCACGGCCGGCGCCGCGUCCUCCACAAUGAACCCCAAGAACUCCAUCUCCCAGAUCAAGCGCCUGCUCGGCCGCAAGUUCUCCGACCCCGAGCUGCAGCGUGAUCUCUCCUCCUUCCCGUUCCGUGUCACGGAGGGGCUCGAUGGGUUGCCGCUCGUCCAUGUGCGGUUUCUCGGUGAGGAGCGGACGUUCACCCCCACGCAGCUUCUUGCUAUGGUGCUGUCCAAUCUGAAGGGCAUUGCUGAGGGCAACCUGAAAACGGCGGUUGUUGAUUGCUGCAUUGGUAUCCCGGUGUACUUCACUGAUCUGCAACGCAGGGCUGUUCUUGAUGCUGCCACUAUUGCGGGUCUGCGGCCGCUGCGGUUGUUCCAUGAGACGACUGCCACGGCCUUGGCGUAUGGUAUAUAUAAGACUGAUCUCCCGGAGAAUGACCAGCUGAAUGUUGCGUUUGUUGAUGUUGGUCAUGCCAGCAUGCAGGUCAGCAUUGUCGGUUAUAAAAAGGGACAGCUCAAGAUGCUUUCGCAUGCAUAUGACCGUUCUCUUGGUGGGAGGGACUUUGAUGAGGCCCUCUUUAAGCACUUUGCUGCAAAGUUCAAGGAGGAGUAUAAGAUUGAUGUGUACCAGAAUGCCCGUGCAUGCAUUAGGUUGCGUGUGGCAUGCGAGAAGCUUAAGAAGGUGCUGAGCGCCAACCCAGAGGCUCCUCUGAACAUAGAGUGCUUGAUGGAUGAGAAGGAUGUGAGAGGGUUUAUUAAGAGGGAGGAGUUUGAACAGAUCAGUGCCCCAGUACUAGAACGCGUGAAAGGGCCCUUGGAAAAAGCCUUGGCUGAAGCUGGCUUGACGACAGAAAAUGUGCACUUUGUUGAGGUUGUCGGAUCUGGCUCUCGUGUGCCUGCCAUAAUCAAGAUAAUUACCGAUUUUUUUGGGAAGGAGCCAAGGAGGACCAUGAAUGCUAGUGAAUGUGUUGCGAGAGGAUGUGCUCUUCAGUGUGCUAUUCUCAGCCCCACUUUCAAAGUGCGGGAAUUCCAGGUUAAUGAUGGAUUUCCUUUCUCGAUUGCUUUGUCAUGGAAUCCAGAUUCCCAGAACAGUGCACCCCAACACACCCUUGUAUUCCCAAAGGGGAAUGCAAUUCCUAGCAUUAAAGCUCUGACCUUCUAUAGAUCCAAUACAUUUGAUGUUGAUGUUUUGUAUGUCAACACUGGCGACUUGCAGAUUCCACAAAAAAUUAGCACUUACACAAUUGGCCCUUUCCAACCCAGCAAAGGUGAUAAGGCCAAACUGAAAGUUAAAGUCCGUCUCAACAUCCAUGGGAUAGUCACAGUUGAUUCAGCAACGAUGCUGGAGGAGGUGGAUGUGGAAGUUCCAGUCUCAUCUGCAAAUGAGGUUCCAACGGAUGCUACAAAGAUGGACACAGAUGAUGCGCCAAGUGACCCUGCUUCUGGAACAAAUGUCAAUAUGCAGGAGCCUAAAAGUGCCACUGAUUCUGCUGAGGGUGCUACUGCAGCUGAAAAUGGAGCACAUGAUCACGAGGAAAUAUCUGUUCCAAUGGACACCGAUGCAAAGGUUGAGCCAUCAAAAAAGAAAGUUAAGAAAACUAAUGUUCCGGUCCAUGAAUUGGUCUAUGGUGCGUUGGAGGCUGCUGAGUUACAGAAAGCUGUAGAGAAAGAGUAUGAGAUGGCUCUUCAGGACAGAGUGAUGGAAGAAACCAAGGAGAAGAAGAAUGCUGUGGAAGCUUAUGUUUACGACAUGCGUAACAAGCUCUACGACAAGUACAACGAUUUUGUCACGCCUGAGGAGAAGGAAGGGUUGAUUGCUAAGCUUCAGGAGGUUGAGGAUUGGCUGUACGAAGAUGGUGAGGAUGAGACAAAGGGAGUCUAUAUUGCUAAACUGGAAGAGCUUAAAAAGAUUGGUGAUCCUAUCGAGGCACGGUACAAAGAGUGGAUGGAAAGAGGUUCUGCUGUUGACCAACUGGUAUACUGCAUCAACAGUUUCAGAGAGGCCGCUUUAUCUAAUGACCAAAAGUUUGACCACAUCGACAUAUCAGAGAAACAAAAGGUCAUCAACGAGUGCUCCGAAGCAGAAAACUGGCUAAGAGAGAAAAAGCAGCAGCAGGAUGUUCUACCAAAGCAUUCUAAUCCUGUGCUGCUAGUGUCUGAUCUAAAGAAAAAAGCUGAAACACUUGACAGGUUCUGCAGACCGAUCUUGACGAAACCGAAGCCAGCACCGAAGCCACAGACUCCGCCGCCACAGGCUGAAACCUCAGAACCCAGGCCUCAAACUCCUGAGCAGCAACAAAACGGUGCAGGCGCAGCUGGUGAGCCGGCGAGCGAGGGAGGUGCUCAGGAGCCUGCUGCCGAGCAAAUGGACACGGAGAACCCUGAUAAUUCUGCUGAUGCUGUGGCAUAAGUUAGUUUCUCAUCUUUGCGUGAUGAUCGAUUGAAUUCUCACGUUGUGAUGUUUGGUAGUCGAUACCGAAUUACCACUGCUCUCCAUACUUUUUCGCGUUGGGGAUUGGUGCGUUGAGAGUUAUGUUUAUGUGUCUUGCCCAGUGUAGUUGCGAUUGGGACAAAAAUGAAUAGAAAUGCUCCAUGAUCUAAUUUUACCAUUGAAACUCAUAACCGAAUGUCUUAGUUGAUUCUACCGAAGGUAACCAGAAUAUUCAAUGUAUUUCACUGUGAAAUUUCUCGAGUUA